Molecule: messenger RNA, 500 nt
Organism: Cylicocyclus nassatus
Lineage: Eukaryota; Metazoa; Nematoda; Chromadorea; Rhabditida; Strongylidae
Source: the annotation of a GenBank genome assembly
AGGUCGAGGGAUGACGAAUACAACAUCUAACAGUGAUUCGAGCCCGUAUGCGAAUGCGACUUCAACGAACACCCCUCCCACAUCGCCGGUCAUGCCGCCAGCUUCAGCUGUGCGCAAUAAUGGUAUUGCCACACUCUGUGAUUGUGAUGUACGAUCGCAAUUAGAAGAAGAGGCACUGGCUGCCGUUCGCGAGUUUUCGUUUGCUGUACAGUCUCUUUGUCUCUCUGAAAUGCUGCCACGUACCCCCGAAUUGUUGUUCUUGAACCUAACGACUUUGGAACAUGUGACUUACUGCAUUGAGCUGACUGGCAAAGGCUGGCGGAUUGCCAGCAAUCGAUCCGACUGCAUGAACGGUGAUUUUCGACAACUCAGCAUGCAUACGAAAUAUUUCGAAUCGCUGAAUCAGCUACUUGAUACCGUAUCGCCAUCCUAUCGGCAACGAUUUGGAGGACAGUUGAUACAAAGGCUGCAAAAUCUUGAGCAAAAAUAGUAAGCUAGUG